Messenger RNA from Cyclocybe aegerita, 420 nucleotides. The record is from the annotation of a GenBank genome assembly. NCBI's taxonomy places the organism in Eukaryota, Fungi, Basidiomycota, Agaricomycetes, Agaricales, Hemipholiotaceae.
AUGCAAUUCACACAAUCUCUCCAACGCCUCCUCGCCCUCGCCCUCGCACUCGGUGCACUCCUCGUCGCCGAGGCACACCCAAUCGAGGAGCGGCAGCUCCCCAUCGACCUCCCAAUCCCAGGCCUUCCCGCGCUUCCUAUCCCUGCCCUCCCCGCGCUCCCGGCACUUGCGGCACUCCCUGCGCUUCCAGCGAAACCAGCGACCCCCGCGCUCCCAGCACUCCCUAUUCCCGGCCUCCCGUCGCUCCCUAUUCCUGGCCUCCCAGCGCUCCCGAUCCUGCCCCGCGCUGACCAAGAGUGGCCUCCGUUCCCCGCGUUCCCGGCAUGGCCUGCGUUCAAACCGUUCCUGCCCCUCCCAGAUUACCCGGCGCUCCCUGCGCUCCCUGCCCUUCCGGCGCUCCCCGCUGGCUUCCGCCCCUAG